This is a messenger RNA of Carica papaya (papaya), 2189 nucleotides long. RefSeq names its product Rad21/Rec8-like family protein (gene SYN1). Gene Ontology annotation, biological process: meiotic sister chromatid cohesion, centromeric. The record is from RefSeq and is a predicted model, not a curated record. Gene Ontology annotation, cellular component: cohesin complex. NCBI's taxonomy places the organism in Eukaryota, Viridiplantae, Streptophyta, Magnoliopsida, Brassicales, Caricaceae. Gene Ontology annotation, molecular function: protein binding; chromatin binding.
UUUGAGCUUGUUAUUUUAAACGCCAUUAACAAACCUCUGAGCUCUCUCAACUCUCUGUUGCCUCUGUUUGUUUAUCUACUGUAUUAUUUUUUAAAAUUUUGUUCGAGGAAAUAUGUUCUACUCACACCAGCUACUAGCUCGCAAAGCUCCUCUCGGCCAGAUAUGGCGGGCUGCGACUAUGAAUGCGAAGAUAAACCGGAGGAAGCUAGACAAGCUUGAUCUGAUCAAAAUCUGUGAAGAGAUCUUGAAUCCUUCAAUUCCCAUGGCUCUUAGGCUCUCAGGGAUUCUUAUGGGCGGCGUAGUUAUUGUAUACCAGAGAAAAGUGAAGUUACUCUAUGAGGAUGCUACCCGUCUCAUGAUUGAAAUAAACCAUGCAUGGAAAGUCAAAGCAGAAAGGGAUCCUACCAUUCUUCCUCAGGGAAGAACCCAAGCCAAGAAAGAAGCAGUUACCCUCUCUGACGUCCGAGAGCUAGAUGUUGGAGAUGAACAGUCACUUGACUUCUCUAAUGGAAACACCGUAAUGAGGUUCCAAAGCAUGGACUAUAUUGCGAUGAGGUUAGACAGUGUGGAUGAGUCUUAUAUAUAUAACAAUAUUGAAGAGGAAGAUCCACACAGACAAUCUCAUCAAGCUGAUCUUGAGAAGAUCACAAUUUGGGAUCGUGCUAAUCUCUUUGAAACGAAUAUGGAGAUGCACGAUCACUUUGAAAGAUUUGAAGUUGAAGGGGAUGACGAAAUGCCGAUAAACUUCACUUCAGUAGAUCAUUCAUGUGAAAUCCCAACUCAGAAGCCAUCUUCACCGCCACAAGGUGCUCCUGAAAGAGGUCAUGAAACAUUAUGUCUUAAGCACUCUGGAAUCUUUGCAACUGCUGAGUUUGAAGUUCGAGAACAAGAAUACCAAGUUGAACAAGAAACUGAGGACCAGAAUAAGCAAGCACGAGUAAGAAAAAAGGCGAGAAUGAAGACAGCAUCUAUCAUGGAUUACGAACAAACAAUUAUCCCUGGCCAUGUUUACCAGUCUUGGCUUCAAAACACUUCGGAUAUUAUCUUCAGAAGAGGAAAUCAGAGAAGGAAACGCAGAUUUUCUACUUCAACUGUGAAACUGAAUAACCUGAUGAAGCUGCCACCAGUGGCACAAACAGAUUAUUCUUUUAAAAUGGGAAAUGGAGAUGUCCCUUACCCUGCACCUCUUUUGAAUCUCUGGUUGCAACAUACCAAGUCUCCUGAGAGGUCAUUUCCUCCCCUACCCCCAGAACAUUCACCACCAGUGAGAGGGCAUUAUCAUGAGCAAGUGAGAGAUCCGUUGGAGGACUUUCAGAGCAGAGCCGGGUCCCAAUCCCUUGGUGCUCCAACAGAAAGGCAACGAGCAACAAUUUUUGAGGCUGAUAUAUCAAGAGAGGGCUUACCUGAUGAGCUGAUAGGCAAUCUUAAUAACAAUUUUUCUGGAGCAACUGCCGUCAAUUUUAUGGACUUCGCCGAUGAUGUGAGCUCCAUUCCAAGCUCAGCAUCUGGACAUCGUUUACCAUCAUAUAAUUUAGAAGUUAAUUUAGGACAAAUGUCAGGGGAUCAACUGAGAUCCAUCCUAAGUACAGCACCUGGACAAGAUAUGCCAUCAUACGGUUCAGAAAUCAGUUCAGGAAGAUCCAACAGGAGAGGUCCUAAUUCUUCAUCUAGAAACAGUAGACAUGGCCUUGAACCAGUAGCUGAAGAGUAUCCUGACCCAAAUUUCAAGUUGUCUUCAUUGACAGAAAAUGGCAUGAUACCUGAUCAAGAACUAUUGGUGGAAACUGGACCUACACAAACUCAGUAUCCAAAUAUCAACCACUCUGAUGACAAGCUAACUGAUUGUAUCCGAAUGCAGAUGAAAGCUCAUUUUGAGACACCAGGAACUGCUCAAGUGGAAUCCCUGAACAAGCUUGCAGCUGGAAUGAACAGAAAAGCAGCAGCUCAGCUCUUUUAUCAGACUUGUGUGCUUGCUACCCGAGAUUACUUGACAGUUGAACAAAAUGUACCUUACGGUGACAUUUUCAUCUCUAGAGGAGCAAAGAUGUGACGGGACAGAGUCAGGUCACAAUCUAAACUUUGAAAAUUUUCUUCUGUUAGUUUUCUUGGUGUAAUUUUGCAGCUAGCUUAUGAUUUUAUGACUAAAAACUAAAAAAUUCCAAGAACCUAAGUUUAAAUCUAAAACCUGU